This is a messenger RNA of Sesamum indicum (sesame), 1145 nucleotides long. RefSeq names its product glycolipid transfer protein 1 (gene GLTP1). Gene Ontology annotation, biological process: ceramide transport; intermembrane lipid transfer. The record is from RefSeq and is a predicted model, not a curated record. Gene Ontology annotation, molecular function: ceramide 1-phosphate transfer activity; ceramide 1-phosphate binding. Lineage: Eukaryota; Viridiplantae; Streptophyta; Magnoliopsida; Lamiales; Pedaliaceae. Gene Ontology annotation, cellular component: membrane; cytoplasm; cytosol.
UAGGCAGAUAUUUUUGGUGUGACCAAAACAUCAAUACGCAGAUUCGUUCCUUAAAGGGGGAAAAAAGCGUUGCUCUAAAGCUAGCUACUACUACAAAACCCCAUCAAAUAUCAUACUACUACUACUACUAGUAGUGUAUGUAUACAGGAAGUUUCUGAAUUCGAUUUCGCCGUCCUAUCUACGCUCUCACUCUAUUCGUUCAGUUAAGGAGAAAAUGGAAGGGACAGUUUUCGCCCCUGCAUUGGAUGGAAUGAAGCAUGUUAAGUCAGCAGAUGGAGUAAUCCUGACUAAGCCAUUCUUGGAUGUAUGCAAGCUUAUUUUACCUGUUAUAGAUAAGUUUGGAGCGGCUAUGGCACUUGUGAAAUCUGAUAUCGGAGGCAAUAUAACUAGGUUGGAGAACAAAUACUUGACCAACCCAACAAAGUAUGAACAUUUAUACAGCAUGGUACAAGAAGAAGUUGAUGCUAAGACUGCUAAAGGCUCAUCUAGUUGCACCAAUGGUCUUUUGUGGUUGACAAGGGCUAUGGAUUUUUUGGUGGAGUUGUUUCGGAAUCUAAUUCACCAUCAAGACUGGGCGAUGUCUCAAGCUUGUACUGAUUCAUACAACAAGACUCUGAAACAGUGGCAUGGUUGGCUAGCCAGUUCAAGCUUUACGGUUGCUAUGAAGCUUGCUCCUGAUAGGACAAAGUUCUUAGAAGUCGUAGGGGGCAAAGGUGACGUGAAUAGUGAUAUCGAAAAAUUCUGCGCCACUUUCGCACCAUUUCUUGAGGAGAACCACAAGUUCUUGGCUAGCGUUGGCAUGGAUGGUCUCAAGUCAUCAUAGAUGACGAACGAAGACUUGUUAAAAUCCUGGUUUAAUCUUAUUCAGUAUCAAGCAGUAUGCCUUGCUAAUAAAUCAGAAACAAAAAACAAUUUAUUUAUGUACUUUUGACCCAAGAACUUCUAUACAUGGCUUUCUUUUGUAAAUUCAUAACCCACAUCAAUUCCAAGGUUAGCAAGAAGGUGAAGUUGGAUGUUAGAACCUGCUGUUCUUUUCUUCUGCUAUACAGUAAUUCUUUAAUCACUAUCUAGUGAGUUUGUUGCUUGGGUUGGUCCCAUCCCUCUGUAAAUGCAGCUUGUUAUGCUACGCUGGCAGUGGCAGCAAA